AGUGUCGCCCGCGUUGUCAGCGUCUUGAUCCGGCUGUGAGUUUCGUUUCGUGGAGGAGACAGGUCUCAAUUUAGACUGUCUGUGCGGUUUGUUUCGGCUGAGCCUGCGAAUCACGGGAAGCUCCCUUCUGGUCAGGCAUGCCUUCUCGGUAACCCGAGGCGGAUUUUGAGGUGAUCUGUACUCUAUUCGAAAUAGUUCGGAGCUUCGAUCCGGCCACUCGGCAAGAUGCGAGCGGCUGCGCCCGCCGUGAUUCUCUUCUUGGUUCUGGUGACCGCCCAGGCCGCAAACUAUAGGCGUUUCGUAGACUACAUGAUAAGAGGAACCGACGUAGAAGGUUUCUGUGAGCAGUGCGAAUCCGUCCUCCAAUUGCUCAAAAAUGAUCCCCAAGGCACUCUCGAUAGCGCGCUGAACGCAUGCAAGCAGACACAGUACUUCACUCCUCGCAUCUGCGAUGAAGAGCACCGCAUGUACGCCGGCUCCGUCGUGCAAAUCAUCGAGCAACUGAACACAUCUUUCGAUCAAGCUUGCAAGUUUUUGAGCAACGGAGCUUGCGGCGCGCCAGACAUCGAUGCCUAUAAGUGGACCGUCCACCUAGAUUCUAUUCAGGAUGAUGCCACCUUCCAUCCGCAACACUUCCGCCACCUUGAACAGGAGUGGAAGAACACACAUCUGUCGAUGUUGCACAUCACGGAUACCCAUUUCGACGAAGACUAUGAGGUGGGAGCGGCCGCCGAUUGCAACGAACCGAUCUGCUGCACAAAAUAUCAGCCCCAGGCAACGGACCCUGAAAAUUUCGCAGCGCCCUGGGGCUACCCCUUCGGGAAAGCUUGCAACGUUCCUUUUCGUACCGUGGAGAACAUGCUCCAGGACAUCGAUAGGAGCCGACACGUCAGCUUCGGCAUUUGGACCGGCGACAUCAGUCCUCACGCCUAUAUCAACAUGACGGACGAAAGGGCUAGACGAGACAUCCAAGAGACAACUGCUGUAAUCAAGCGCUAUCUCGGUCAGGCCAAGAUCUAUCCCGCCAUCGGCAAUCAUGACGCUUUUCCCGGACGGCUCUUCCCUCAACCUGGAGUGAACGCCGCAGAGUAUUCGGUGAAACCACUGUACGAAGAGAUGUGGAACCUGUGGUACGAAUGGCUGCCAGCCGACCAAGAGCGAAUCUUCAAGUACGGUGGAUAUUACACCGCCAAGGUUCAUGAUCGGCUCCGUAUAAUCGCAUUGAACACGAACUUCUGCUACACAUACAACUGGUGGUUAGUCCUGGGCGCAAAUGACCCAGCCAGACAGCUGCAGUGGAUGAUAACUACGCUGGAAGAGGCUCGCCGUUACCGGGAGCGAGUCUUCAUAAUCGGUCAUAUCCCGCCCGGCUCGAGCGCGUGUAACAGCUAUUGGGAAGAGGCCUACUUCAAAAUCGUGACGAAAUUCCAACACACUAUCACAGGACAGUUUUUCGCGCAUAUGCACACGGACGAGGUGAUCCUCGAUUACAGCGAUCCCAUGGACAAGGAGAAGCCCACUUCGGUUUUGUACGUGACCCCAGCCGUGACAACUUCCUGGAGUGGCAUGCCAGAGUACAGGAUCUAUCAGACUGAACUCGGUGAGGUGGUCGACAUCGAGACUUAUUUCCUCAACUUGACAACCGCCAACGCCGGCUAUUUCAAGAUACGCGAGAGCGUUCACGAGAAGGUCCGGGAGGAUUUUAAAGAUAUGAGCCCGUUCCGACGACGUGCAAUGGAGAAAGUACUCUAUGGAGUGCCCCAUUGGGAACUAGGCUACUCCGCGCGCAAGUCCUACGGUUUGAAGAAGUUCGACGCUGCUCACUGGCAUCAAUUGAUCAAAGCGUUCGAUACAGACGACAAUCUGCUGCAGACAUUCUACAAACACUACCGACAAUUCAGGGAAAAUGUCGUGAGACUCGAGAAACCCUGCGAUGAGGCUUGUAAGAAGAAACUGAUCGCGAAUAUGACCAGCAAGCGCUCGACCCGAGCUCGGGAACUGCAGCGCUAAAUCUCUUUUCGAGCCGAGAACAGAAUACGACCACGAGGGAACCAAAACCGCGAUUCCCGCGGAAGAGAGAAAGCGACAGCAUCAUCGAAAAGACAACACAAGAGUCGAAACCGAAAUUUCGACGCGGAUCCAUGAACAAGAAUACUUACAAAAACUCUAUCUUGGAUUCCUAUGAAUAAAAUUUAUUACCUUAUCGAA
Galendromus occidentalis (western predatory mite) is the source of this 2208-nucleotide messenger RNA. Its product is annotated as sphingomyelin phosphodiesterase. The transcript has 10 exons. The record is from RefSeq and is a predicted model, not a curated record. Gene Ontology annotation, biological process: sphingomyelin catabolic process. Lineage: Eukaryota; Metazoa; Arthropoda; Arachnida; Mesostigmata; Phytoseiidae. The coding region runs from base 226 to 2010 and encodes 594 amino acids. Gene Ontology annotation, molecular function: sphingomyelin phosphodiesterase activity.